UAUACGGUUUGUGUGCAAUUCUUGAUCGUAAACCUUAAUGGCAUUGGUGUGGCCUUAUGUAUGAGACCCAAACAGGCCCUUUAAUAUUAAUGAUUUAAAAUCCGGAGUGGGCACAAUGUUGUUGUUGUUGUUGUUGUUUUGUCUUUAUUUCUAAUCUCAAGGAAAGCCAAUGACAUUAGGACCGCUGAAUAACGGCCAACAGUCGGUGCUACGAGGUGUGGAUGAUGUUCGCAGCACUAAUAAUUAGUUUGGACGUUGAAAAGCGGUGUGUGGUUUUUUUUGUUGUUGUUUUUUUUGGUUUAUGGCGAGGUACGCCUGCAAUCUGCGGUGAGUGUGAGGGAGCUGGCAGCGAGGUGUGGAUGCUGAAAAUACAAUUGGCUAAUCUUCUAAUGUACCUCCGCGCUUUGAUGCAGUUGAAGGUGUUUUCGGGCGGGACAGGGGUUGGACAUUACCUCACUCUGAGCGCUUUCUGGGGGGAGAAACGAGCGAGUAAUUAGCUGAUUAGAGGCCCGUCAUGAGCGGCUCAGCCUCCAGCCAAUCCCCGCUCGGGGGGGGUGGAGGAGGACGUGCUGAUGGAGGAGGACGUGCUGAUGGAGCCAGAGACACACGCAUACCUUUUGUAGUUUGUUAAGUUCGUAUUAUACGGCAGGAGUGUUGCUGCUGGGUGACUGACACGUGCAGGGAACCGUUCAGGGAAAUAGACGCGCAGCGCUGCGCUUCGGAACGUCACCUGUUUAGAGUCUGUCCAGAAGUUAAGUUUUUCUGCAGACAUUAGUCCUAACAAGUUGAUAAUGCUUACAUUUAGCUAUAUGAAAUAGCUUGAGCUGAACUUGCAUGAGAGGACAAGGAGGACAUUUGAGAGUGUAACUGGGGGAAGAGGCUCCGCUGUUUUGCGCGCAGACGCACGGCACAGGUGCGCACCGGCCGAACUCGACACGGCUGUUUCCCGCAGCCCCCUCCCGAGCACAGCGGUCAUGGAGAAAUCGAAAAACUUCCGAAUUGACGCCCUGCUCGCCGAUGAGACCCACCGGGGCGGCCGGGACCUCUCCCCCGGUCUGAGCAGCGACAGCCCCGACGGCAGCCCGGUCUCCUGCCGCCGCGCGGACACCCCGUCUCCGCGGGCGACGCAGCUUCAGAGCGGAUUAAUCCACAAACCGGGCAUCCUCAACUUCCCGCACCCGGGACUCGCUUCGCUGCCGCAGGGCGCGAUUCACGGCAUGUACCCUGCACCCAUGUACCCGCUGUCGGCGCUGGGAGGCCAGCACCCCGCGUUCGCGUACACCGGGUUCACGCAACUGACUCAGACCUACCCGGAGCACCUGAAGGCGGCCGCCAUGGCGGGAUCCCUGCCGCUGGAGCACUGGAUCCGCGCUGGCAUCAUGAUGCCCCGGCUGCCAGAUUACAGCUCGGGCCCUCAGUCCGGUCUGCUGGGGAAGUGCCGGAGGCCCCGCACGGCCUUCACCAGUCAGCAGCUCCUGGAGCUGGAGAACCAGUUCAAACUCAACAAGUACCUGUCCAGACCCAAGCGCUUUGAGGUGGCCACCUCGCUCAUGCUGACUGAAACACAGGUCAAGAUCUGGUUCCAGAACCGGAGGAUGAAGUGGAAGCGCAGCCGGAAGGCGAAGGAGCAGGCCACCGCGUCAGCCCAGUCGGAGGCAGAGCGACUGCGCAGCGGCGGGAAAACGGCCACCGACAAAACCGACGAGAGCCGGCGAGCUGUGACUCCUGAUGACGGAGGGAUAGACCUUGACAUGGAGGAUGGAGAAGAGGACGAGGAGGACGAGGAGGAGGAGGAGGAGGAGGAGGAGGAAGAAGAGGAGGAGGCGGAAGCCCAGCAUGGUUUUCCUGUUGCCAUGGGCAUACGAUCCACAGACUUCUUGCAGCGGGGCACCGACGUUGGCUACAAUCCCCACAGCCCUUUCUCUGACGAGGAGCUGGAGGGGGUGCAGGUGGGAGGGGGUGACAGGAAGAUUGGGGCCGGACUGUGAGAAGACGCUGGUUUGGUCUCCGAGGCGUUACACUGGGACACGGGGGAUUCUGGAGGAGAUGAAUUUCCAAGCCGAAAGAAAUUUGUCUUUGUCACGACGCCGUGAAUGACGUGUUCCAAUCAGGACAUUUGCUGGAAUCGCAGAUUAAUCACUGACGGGAUUGUGAUACAAAUAUACUGUCUGUGCAUAAAAAACCCAUCUCUAAGUACUGUACAUUUCGUAGCAUGAUGAAAAAAAAAAAGAGCAGGUGUUUGUCUCCCUCCCUAAAUUGUAUCUGUUUUCGUGAGUAUCUGCCGAUCACCUUCUGGGCACCUUGUCUUUCCUCCGCCCGGUGAACACACGGGGCUCCACAAGGGAAGGAUGUUGAAGUGAGACGAGUGAACUGUUCAGACAGCGUGAGAAUGUACGAUCAAGGUGCAGCCGCCACUGCGUCAAAGUCAAACAAGCUGCAGUGUUGAGACGUCACAAGCUUCAGAAACAUCCGCUGCUCUGGAUGGUUUUUUUCUAAUAAUUUGCAGAACGACGUCCCAUGUAUUAUAUUUACUUCUGUACAUUUCGUGUGAAUAUUGGAUGUUUUCUUCUCGAUGGUGUUCAUGAAUUUUGUCCUCGUCACUUACCCGUAAAUGAAUUUAAUUUAUUUGAAUGUUCGCAAAGAUGAAUCACAUAUAUGUAUUUAUCUGAAACUUGUUUGUUUGGUGUAGCUGUGAAAAAAAAAUAUGACGGCAUAAGAAAAAUAAAAAAAAAAGAGAAAUGA
This is a messenger RNA of Scophthalmus maximus (turbot), 2742 nucleotides long. It is a transcript of the gene mnx2b, whose product is annotated as motor neuron and pancreas homeobox 2b. Bases 975 to 1988 code for a protein of 337 amino acids. Gene Ontology annotation, biological process: regulation of DNA-templated transcription. Lineage: Eukaryota; Metazoa; Chordata; Actinopteri; Pleuronectiformes; Scophthalmidae. Gene Ontology annotation, molecular function: DNA-binding transcription factor activity, RNA polymerase II-specific; DNA binding. The record is from RefSeq and is a predicted model, not a curated record. The transcript is spliced from 3 exons.